Messenger RNA from Carassius carassius (crucian carp), 940 nucleotides. RefSeq names its product peroxiredoxin-6-like. Gene Ontology annotation, cellular component: mitochondrion; cytosol. The record is from RefSeq and is a predicted model, not a curated record. Gene Ontology annotation, biological process: cell redox homeostasis; cellular oxidant detoxification. The transcript is spliced from 5 exons. NCBI's taxonomy places the organism in Eukaryota, Metazoa, Chordata, Actinopteri, Cypriniformes, Cyprinidae. The coding region runs from base 14 to 730 and encodes 238 amino acids. Gene Ontology annotation, molecular function: peroxiredoxin activity.
CAGAUGCUGCAGGAUGCCGGGGAUGCUGUUAGGAGACAUCUUUCCCAACUUCGAAGCCCAUUCCACUUUUGGCAGAAUGAAACUACAUGAUUAUCUGGGAGAUUCCUGGGGCGUCCUGUUCUCUCAUCCGCGAGACUUCACUCCCGUCUGCACCACUGAACUCGGCAGAGCAGCUCAGCUCAGUCCUGAGUUCAGCAAGCGUAACGUGAAGCUGAUAGCGCUCUCCGUCGACAGCCUUGAGGAGCAUCACAGCUGGAGCAAGGACAUCAUGGCUUACAAUAACAUGGAGCCUGGGAGCGAGUUUCCCUUUCCCAUCAUAGCGGAUGAUCGGCGGGAGCUGGUGGAGACCCUGGGGAUGCUGGACCCGGAGGAGAAGGACCAGAGCGGGAUGCCACUCAGUGCCAGAUGUGUGUUUGUGAUCGGCCCGGACAAGAAGUUAAAGCUCUCCAUUCUCUAUCCCGCAACAACAGGACGAAACUUUGACGAGAUUCUGCGUGUCGUUGACUCAUUACAGUUAACGGCACACAACCGUGUGGCUACGCCUGUGGACUGGAGGCCUGGGAACAGUGUGAUGGUUCCUCCCAGCAUCCCUGAGACGGAGGCCUCGACGCUCUUCCCUGCAGGAGUCUACACUAAAGACCUGCCGUCUGGGAAGAAGUACCUGCGCUACACACCACUACCCAGCACACAUCAGCAGGGAACUACAGACGGAGCUGAUGAUCACAAAUGAGAAGGCAAAGUCCGCACAGCUUUGUUUUUAAUGCUUUAUUGUAAGUGUAAAUCACUGUUUGAGUUUACAGGUACAUACAUUUUCUAGAAAUGAAUUUUUUUAUUAAUUAAUUAAUUUACACACUCUCAAGCCAUCCAAGAUGUAUGAGACUUUUUCCUCGGAUGCCCAUUUUUGAGAAUUGAAAGAAAGCAUAUGGAAGGAGCACAGAAU